Messenger RNA from Torulaspora globosa, 1842 nucleotides. It is a transcript of the gene SYO1, whose product is annotated as Syo1p. Bases 1 to 1842 code for a protein of 613 amino acids. Gene Ontology annotation, biological process: protein import into nucleus; ribosomal large subunit biogenesis. NCBI's taxonomy places the organism in Eukaryota, Fungi, Ascomycota, Saccharomycetes, Saccharomycetales, Saccharomycetaceae. The transcript has a single exon. The record is from RefSeq and is a predicted model, not a curated record.
AUGGGUAAGUCUAACAAAAGAUCUAGAGCGUCUAAGGCGCGUUUGAACCCCAUUGGCUCCGGUAGAGGUGAGCAAUUGAAGGAUAAUGGGCUGGUGAAGAAGAAGCUGCAGCCAUUGCUGGAGAAGCUUCAUAGCGCAGUACCCAAUGAUAGAGCUAUGGCGUUGGGAUCCAUUACUGUUUUAUGCGAGGACCCGUACAUGCGGAAGCUGUUGCUUAAGGAAAGGCUGGUUCAGACAGUAUUGAGUAAACUGCUGAACGACAAUAACACGGAUAUUGUUGUGGAAUCGUUUGGAUUGCUGAGAAAUAUCUCGUUGGAGGAAGGAUAUGACGUGUCGACACAGCUGUGGCGGGCUGACAUCUGGAUCAGUAUAGACCAGGGUUUUUCCAAGCUGCUGGAGUCGCUCUCGGCGUUGCAGAGCGCUCAAGGUCAAGCUGCGAAAAACUCUAGCGAGUCGAGAAGGUUGCUGUUUGACUAUGCCGACAAUUUGCUGUCGCUGGUGGUGGCCUUGGCUAACGGCUCAGAUGACAUUCUGCGGCAGGUGCUGGAUCGUGCGAAGCUCGAGCGUUUGUUCGAGGUCAUCAUCGGCUUGCUGCAGUAUGGAAUUGCAAAACUGCCUCUGGCUGUGCUUAACACCGUUCUCGAUCUUCUCUACGAUUUCAGUUCGGAAUCUUUCCAGUUCAUCGAAGCUGUAGCGGGAAAUGAAUAUCUGGCAAUAUUCGUAAGAAGCCUUCCGGAUCAGAUGAAUACUCCAGGCUUCAACGAGCUGACCAAGGUGUUAAUUCAGGGUGUGUACCUGCAAUUCCUGGAUAUGGAUAUCACAUUUCAGCAGGCAAACGAUAUCAUUCACGCGGUUUGCAAUUCGAUAAAGGAUAUUGAUCUUGAACAGGUCAACAAAGACCUAUCGGCUGUGUGCCACGAUGAGGAGCUCGUUAAGACUAAAGAUUCGCAAGUCGCACAAAAGAUAAAACAUUACACAGCUGCUCGCAGUAACGCCAUGAUGAAACUGCAGAGCAUAGAAAUCUCGAUCGACCUCAUUACCGCUAUCAUCGAAAUGAUUGCUUCUCUGUCAGAGGAAAAGAAAGGACCACUGCCCAACCCGCUCCGGGAGACGCUAAUGGUUUAUCUGCCUCAGGUAUUUGAUAAAUUGGGCGGAGAAUUCACCUCACGUAUUCUCAUUGCAUGGAAUAACUUGCUAUGGCUCUACCUGACGCUGGAAAUCAAUUUUUUCAAGCUGGAAGGUGAACCUUAUAAGAACUUAUGGGAAUUCAUUCAUUCCGUGAAAGAAGAAGAAAUCGACCUCAAGUUGGGAAAAUUGAGCGUCGUUUGGGCGCUUUUAAAAACGGUUACCAUGCAAUCAGAACCUAACGGUUGGCUCUCGACUUUGCAGUUAAGCAAUGAUAUGGACUUUGUCAACUCCACAAUAGAGAGCUACAACAAGGACAUGAGCAGCAGCAAUAUUACUCGUGAAGAUGCAAUUGAGCUGGGUCAAAGGUAUUGCGGCGUCCUGUCGACCUAUGCUACAUUCCAGCAACAAAUUCAAAUCAACGAAGUCAUCGGUAAGUUCAUAUUGGAACAGCUAUGCUCAACAAACCUGCCGGCGGUGCUACUGGCUGAUUACACCAAUUCAUUGUUUGAAAUUUACGGCGACGAAAACUUUGACUAUAACCAACCGGUCUUUGUGCAGAACAACUUCCUGGAUAUACUGCAGACCAAAGUAGUACCCAACCUGAGGACUCAAUUCAAGCUUGUGGAUAAGAACAAGGAUCCGCGGACCAAGGAAAGAUGUACCGAAACCUUCAACACCUUGGACAGCUUCAUCCAAUACAAGAAAAAUGAAUAG